AUGUCUGGAGACGUUAAAGGAACACUUUCCAAAGUCAAAAGUGGAAAUGUCUCAAGUCGGCUUGCUGCCAUUGGAGCUCUCUUCUCCCUUGCCAGUGAUGACGACAUUCGUGAAGAAAUUAGAGAAAUGGGAGGAAUUGGUAUUUUAGUGGGUUGUUUGGAUGAAAGUGCUGAUCCUCGUAUUCCACGUCAAGCUUGUGGUGCUUUGUUGAAUAUGGCCAACGAUGACAAGUGUCGUGAAGAAAUUCGUGAUUAUGGAGGUAUUGAAUUAAUUCUCAAACUCAUUGAGAAUCAGUUCAAGGAUGCUACCAGUUUGGAAUAUGCCACUGGUGCUUUAUUAAACUUGUCAUCCGAUGAUGAAACAAGAGAAAUGGUUCGUGAAGCCAAUGGUGCUCCCAUUCUUGCACAUUGUUUAAAGGAUGCUCCGAGUGAUGAAGUUUUGAGAAAUUCUGUGGGAUCCGUUGCUUCCUUGUGUUUCGAUCCAGAAUUUACUCGUCAAUUGGUGAGUGAAGGAGCAUUGCCUCAUAUUAUCAAUGCUUUGGAAUCAAAGGAUGGUGAGACACGUUCAAGAACCAGUGGUUGUAUUUGGAAUCUUAGUGUCACCUCAGAUGAAACACGUGAAGCAUUGGCUCGUGAAGGAUGUUUGGAAAAAUUAGUGGACUUGUUGAAACAUCACGAAGAGAAUAAUGAAGAUCCUGAAACUGUUGGAAAUUGUGUCAUGUGUUUAUCUAUCUUGAGUUCCAAUGAUUUGGUUUCUGAGACACUUCGUGAAAUGGAUGGAUGUUUUGAAAUGAUUGUCAAGUUUUUGACCAAUUCAGAUGCCACCAUUGCUCAGAAUGCUGCAGCUGCUGUUUGGAAUUUGGCUCACAAUGAUGAAAAUAAGAAGGUUCUUGCAGGUUUGGAUACAAUGGCUGCUUUGAUUCCAUUGUUAGACGCUUUCCAAUCAGAAAGUCAAUGGGAUGCUUUGGAAAAGGUGUUGGGAGCAGUGUUGACUUCAAGCACCCAUGAUACCAUGGCUGAUCAGUUCCGUGAAAAUAAUGGCUUCCCUUCUUUGAAAUCUAUCAUUGAAGGCAAAGUAGAUCCAAAUUCCAUUCAAGACGAUCAACACAAGAAAUGUGUACUUUACGGCAUUAUUGGUUUUGCAGUUCUUGCUUACAAUGACAAGAACAAGGACGAAAUUCGUGAGUGUGGUGCUCUUGCAGAUUUGAUUGAGUUACUUCGUUUGGAAUAUGACGAUGACUUGCUCGAGAAGGUCACUGCUGCUCUUCUCAAUUUGACUCACAACAUUGAAAAUCGUGUGGCCAUUCGUAAAUUGGACGGUAUUGCACCACUCAUUGAAUUGUUGUAUCACCCCAAUGAAACCAUUUCUAUGAAUGCAGCUGGUUGUUUGUGGAAUUUGAGUAAUGACGAAAGUUGUAAGGCUGUCAUUCGCAGUUUGGGUGGUCUUAAACCCUUGUUGACCAUUAUUGGUGGUGGUAAAGUGGCUCCCAAGUCUAAAAAAGAUAGAGCAAUUAGUAAGGAAGCUAUUGAGGCUGCCAAUCGACUUGUGGGUGGAGCUGACGACGAAGAACCUGUUCCUGAAGAGAAGUUUGAUGUCGCUGAAUUCAUUGAAGAAAAAUUCAAUCCUAAUAAGGAAUAUGAAAAGUUGGAUGAACAAGUUGAUAAACCAUUGAAGAAUCAACCUCAAUUGAAUCGAAAUGGAGAACAAAGAACUACUACUGGAGCUGGUAUUGAAUAUGGAGAGGAAACUGGUAUGACUCCAGCCAAGAUCAUUGUCGGAGCUGCUCGUAUCGACAUUAAGAAUCGUCGUAGACAAGCUGAAAUUGAACGCGAAAAGAAAGAAGCUGAAGAAAGAGAGCUCAGAAGAAAGGAAGCUGAAGAACGAGAACGUGCUCGAAAGAAGAAGGAGGAAGAGGAGCUCAGACGUAAAGAAGAAGAGCAAAAGAAGAAACAAAAAGAAGAAGAAGAAAGAAAACGUAAAUUCGAGGAAGAAAUGAAACGCAAGGCUGAAGAAGAGGAACGUCAGCGAUUGUUGGCCGAAGCAGAACAAACCAAGAAUCAAUCCAAAGAUGCAUUCGAUGCCAAACAUAAGAGAAAGAAUGUCAAAGAUGAAGACAUUGAUUGGGAUGAAAUCUAUGAAGAUGGUUUCACACCUUCCAAAACCAAAGAAGAAGCAAGAGACAAAUUACAGGGUCAAAUCGAUGAAUAUUCCAAUUUAAUUGAUCCCUUCAAUUCGAAUGGUGUUCGUGACCAAUUGACUGAGGAUGAUCUCAAAUUCAUUGAAAGUGAAAUUGAGAGAGCUAAAAACUUUUUGGAACAAAAUCCAAAUGCUACCAAAGAACAAAUCGACGAUGCUCGUAAGGAAUUGGAUGCCAAUGUGAAACCUCUCAUUGAGAGAGCCAAAGCAAGAAAGGUCCUCACGGACAUGACUCAAAACAUUCGUGAUCGAUUAAUGAAUGAUUCCGAGUUGUUGAAUAAUUUGACUCCUGAGGAGAGACGUGAACUCGAGCAAGCAUUGGCCGAGAUGGAAGAAUGGCUUCGUGAUCACCCUGAUGCUACCAAAGAAGAAAUUGAAGCCAAAGAACGUGAACUCUUAUCCAAGAUUAAACCCAUUCUCGCAAGAGCCAAAACCAGAAAUGAUUUGGAGAAUUAUGCUCACGACUUGAGAAAGAAAGCUUCUGGUGAGGAUGAAGAGAUGGAAUUCGACUUGUUGGGCGACGAAGAUAAGAGAAAUGUACACGAUGCCAUUCGUGAGAUUGAGGACUACUUGUUGGAACAUCCUCAUGCCACCGCACAAGACUAUGAAGACAAGUUGCAAGAGGCUAAAAAACGUGUCGAUCCCAUUCUGAAGAAGGCUCGCGCCAAGAAGGAAUUACUCGAAUACGCUUCGGGCAUGAGAGAUCGUUUGCAGAAUGAUCCCGAUUUGAAGAAACGAAUCACUCCUGAGGAGAGAAGAGGUAUGGAACAAGCGUUGGAUGAUUUCGAUAAGUGGAUCAAGAAUCACCCUAAUGCCGAUUUAGAGUCUCUGGAGAAGCAGAAACAGCGUUUGAAACAAAAGUUGGAUCCUAUUGUCUCACGUGCCGAUGCACACAACACUUUGGAUGAGUACAUUAAUCGUACCAGAAAGAGAAUUGAUGAUAAGGAUGAUUUAGGUGAUUUAUUGGACGACAUGGAUAAGAAGACUCUCCAAAAGGAAUUGAAGGACUCGGAAGACUUUUUGAAGAAGGUAGAGAAGGAGCCUUCCAAAUACACAGCCGAUGACAUUUCUCAAAAGAAGAAGGAACUCAAGGAGAAGAUGGCUCCACUCUUGGAGAAGGCCAACAAGAGAAAGGAUCUCAAGGACUAUGCUCGUCGCGUGCGGGAUGUACUUGCAUCGGAUCACGAGUUGGCUCCAUUCCUUUCACCAAAGGAAAGAAAACUCAUUGAGAAUGAAACUCAAGAUGUUGAAGAUUGGAUUCGUAACAGCAAGAAGGCCACUCCACAACAAACUGAGGAGAGAAGAAAGAAAUUCGAAGAGAAGGUGAAACCAGUGUUGGAUCAAGCUGCACAGCGAAAAGAACUCUCCGAUUAUGCUCAAAGAAUUAAGGAUCGAUUGGAGGAUCCUCAAUUUGUGGACAAGUUGAAGCCAGAAGAGAAGAAGGCUCUCCAAGAUGGACAUGAUGAGUUGAAGAACUUUUUAGCAAAGAAUCCUGAAGCAACUUCCAAAGAUAUUGAGAAACAACGUGAUAAGGUGAAUGAAAAAGUUUUACCAAUUUUGGAAAGAGUCAGAGAACAAACAGCAUUGGAGAAUCAUGUCAACAAUGUUCGUGACAAAGUGCGUGACGACCCACAAUUGAGUAAAUUCCUUUCAGAUAAGGAAAAGAAGGCCAUUGAGAAGGCUGUUCAAGACGUCGAGAAAACUCUCAAGAACAAGCCUUCCAUUGCUGAGUCAAAGAAGGCCAAGGAUCAAUUCAAUGACACUGUGAAACCUCUCAUUGAAAAUGCAUUUGCUAGAAGCAAGCUCUCCGAUCACGCUGAUGAAAUUUUGAAGGAAGUGAUGGAAGAUCCUCAAACUACUUCAAAGGAUAAGGAAGCUGUCAAGAAGGCAAAGAAGGACUUGAUAGAUGACUUUUUGGCAAAGAACCCAGACGCCACCAAAGAUCAAGUAGAACAACAACGAAAGAAAUUUGAUGAUGCCGUAUCUACUGUCACCGAUCGUAUUCAUAAAAAGAAGGAAUUGGAAAGAAAACUCAAUGAUCUUCAAAGAAAAUUGGAUGAUCCAGAAAGCGCUGUCUGUACCAAAUCAACACCUGAGGAGAGACAAUAUUUGGUUUCUAAAUUGAAUGAAAUGAACAAAUUCUUGGAUGAGAAUCCAAAUGCCACCACCAAACAACUUGAAGAUAAGCUGAAUGAAUUUACUUCACAAGUUGAACCAACCAUGAAGACUUGUGAAAAGAGAGCUCAAUUAGAUCAAUUGGCCAACAACAUUAGAGAUCGACUUGUAGAUCCUAAUGAUGAUUUAUGCAAGUAUUUGAAUGACAAAGAAAAGCAACAACUCAGAGAUGCCACCAUGGAAGCUCUGAACUUUUUAGAAAAGAAUCCAGGUUGCUCUGGAAAUGACGUUACCCAAGCCAAGAAGAAACUUGAUGACAAGACCAAGGAAUUGCUUGAAAGAGCCAAAGCAAGAGGUGGUCUUUAUAGAAAGGCUGGUGGUUUGAUUAGCGAUGCAUCUAAUUAUGGAGAAGGUGGUCUUGGAGGAAAAUUGAAUUCCGUUGAAAGAGCUGAACUUGUUGACAAGUGCAAUGAAGUCAUUUCCUUCUUGGACAAGAAUCCAAAUGCUACUACAAAACAUAUCAAAGACAAGGAGAAGGAACUUAACAAGGUUGUGAAACCAGUUUUGGAAAAGAUCAGCGAAAGAGAAAACCUCAUUGACUUGGUGAAGGGCAUUCGUGAUCAAGUAUUUGACAUGGACACUGGUCUCGUUGAAGACGAAGAUGAAACUAAGAAUCUUCUCGCAGCAACUCAAAAGGACGCUGCUGAUGAAUUAGAAGAUUUAUUGAACGGACCUACACGUACCUCCAAAUCUGCAAAGGACGAAAAGGCACGUUCUGAAAAAUUGGGCAAUUUCCUCACAGACGAAGAGAAGAAGAAGAUUGAUGCUGCUACAAAGCAUGUCUUGGAUCUUGUGAAUUCAGAUCCAAACCUUACUGUCUCUGAUUUGAAGGAACAAGGAAGAAAUGUCAAACAAGAUACAGAUAACAUUUUGAAAGCAGCCAAGACUAGAUCUGAUUUCAAGGAUUACUUGACAGGAGUUCGUGAUCAACUUAGAGAUGAAAAGGAUUUGGCAGCCAGCAAUUUGAGUGAAACCGAUAAGAAACAAAUUGAAAAUGCAGUGAAUAACGCACUCGAUUGGUUAAACAAGGAAGGAGCUUCUGCAUCCUCAGACGCUGUAGACCAAAAGAAGAAAGACGUCAUGAAUCAAAUUGAACCUCUCCUUCAAAAAGCCAAAGAAAGAGGAGAAUUAGAAACAAUUGCCAACAAGUUGAAGCAUCGUUUGGAAGACGACGUUGAUUUGACCUCUGCUUUGACCGAUAAGGAAAAGAAGACUCUCGAAAACGAAGUGAAAGAGGUUUUGGACUUUUUGGCCAAGAAUCCAAAUGCCACCACCGAACAAUUAAUGGAUCGUCGUAAGAAAUUCGAUGAAAAUGUGUUACCUAUUUUAGAAAAGACAGAAGCAAGAAACAAGUUGAAGAAUUAUGCCAAUGAACUUCGUACUCGACUCUAUGAUGAAGAUGAUCUUGGUGGAAAACUGUCUGAACAAGACAAGAAGAAGAUUGAGAAUUUCAUUGAUGAAGCUGUUGACUUUUUAGAAACCAAUCCUAAUGCCACCAAAGAACAAAUCGACCAAAAACGACACGCCCUCGAGUCGAAAGUUGCUCCAAUCCUUAAGAAGGGAGAUAAGGCAAGAAAGGCCGAAGAACUUGCCAAUGAUAUUAAGAAUCGUUUGGAGAAUGAUUCCACACUGAGAGAAGCAUUGACCCCAGAGGAACGUAAGAUCGUCUCAGAUGCAACCAAUGAUUUCUUGGAUUGGCUUGGAAAGAAUGGAGCUACUGCCACAGAAAAUGAAAUCAAAGACAAGGAGCGUCAAUACAAGGAGAAGGUUGAUCCAAUCUUGAAUAAGGCCAAGAACCGAAAUGUUCUCAAAGAACAGGCCAAGAAACUCCGAGACAAGUUGAAUCAAGAUCCACAAGUCUCUGGUUUAAAGUUCUCCGACUCGGAAAAGAAGGAACUCGAGAAACACAUUCAAGAUGCCAUUGAUUAUUUAGAUACUGUAGGAGCCAAUACUGCCACCACUGCAGAUCAAAUCAAGGACAAGAUCCAAGACUUUAAGAAUAAGACAAGUCCCAUUGUUGAGAAAGCCAAACACAGAAGAGCUUUGGAAAAGUAUGCCACAGGCGUUCGUGAUAAGAUCCAAAACGAUCAAGCCAUCUCAUCAAGACUCACACCUGAAGAGAAGAAACUCAUCGAUAACACUGCAAAGGAAGUAUUGGAUUGGAUCCAACGUCAUGGAGAUGAAGCCUCCUUACUCGAUCUGAAAGAAAAGAUGCGUGAAGCCAAGAACAAGAUCGAGCCAGCCAUGCAACGUGCAGAGAAACAUAAGCAAUUGGAAGAGUAUGUGAACAAGAUUCGUGACAAGAUAAAUGGUGAGUUGAAGGAUUGUCUCACUCCUGAAGAAAAGAAGAUCAUUGAGGCUGAAACCCAAAAGACUCUCGACUGGUUGAGCAAGAAUAAGACUGCUCCAAUGAGUGCUGUCGAAGCUCAACAACGUGCACUUGAUGGAAAGAUUUCAAGCAUUAUGGAGAAGGCUCAAACCAAGAAGGAUUUGGCAAACUUUGCUCAUGCCAUUAGAGAUCGUUUGAAGAACGAUAAGGAAUUGGAUCAAUUGCUCACUGCUGAAGAGAAGAAGAUGAUCAAUGAUGCCGUUCAGGAAACAUUGGAUUGGCUCUCAAAGAAUCCUAAUGCCUCACUCGCCGAUCUCAAACUACGAAAGAAGAAGUUGGAAGACGUUGUGAACAACGUAUUGGGUGAUAAGGAAGCUGCUGAAAACUUUAGAAACUAUGCCGAAAAGAUUCUUGAAGUCUUGAAGAAGAACAAACAAGUUCAACGUGAUUUGACCGACGAAGAGAAGAGAGAUGUUGAAUUGUUCGCAGAGACAGCCAAAGAUUGGCUUCAUCAAAAUCCAAAUGCCACUGCUCGUCAAAUUCGUAUGGAAAAGAAGAGACUCGAAGAAAAGUUGGGCAAGAUCAAGAAAUUCAAAUUUGAAAUUCCUAAUGUGACCUAUAUUGGUAAAUUCUCUGAAAAGUUACGUUGGGGUGAUGAAUCGAAACGAACCAAAGAUAUUUCAGCACUGAUGGGAUCCUAUAUCAAGAAGGGUGAUACAACCACCAAGACUUCCAAGCCAGUUCAACCUCCAACCAAACAAUACAAGAUGGUCAUUCCACAACGAAAGCUCACCAAAGAAGAAGAGGAAGAGUUGAAACUCUUUGAAACCAUGAAACAUAAUAAGGGUGGUCUCAUUGAAGCUAAAUUACAAAGUUUGAUGGGAAGUGUGAAUGCUGGAGGUCAUGGUGCAGGAUUGGUUGAAGAAGAUCCAAAUGCUGAACCUGCUGUGGUAUAUCCAUAUGCUGAAUUGAAGAAUAACAAACAAAAGAAGUAUCCUCCCGGCGUUGAUGUCAAUAAGAGAGAGCAAUAUUUGAGCAAUGCUGAAUUCUUGCAAGUGUUCAAGAUGAGUCGUGAAGAAUUUAGAAAAUUGCCUGAAUUCAGACAAACAAAGGCUAAGCGUGAUGCAGAAUUGUUUGCUUAUGCCUACGAACUUUAA
Messenger RNA from Naegleria lovaniensis, 7857 nucleotides. RefSeq lists its product as uncharacterized. The transcript is spliced from 3 exons. Gene Ontology annotation, biological process: cytoskeleton organization. Gene Ontology annotation, molecular function: actin binding. The record is from RefSeq and is a predicted model, not a curated record. NCBI's taxonomy places the organism in Eukaryota, Heterolobosea, Eutetramitea, Acrasida, Naegleriidae. Bases 1 to 7857 code for a protein of 2618 amino acids.